Messenger RNA from Blastocystis hominis, 382 nucleotides. RefSeq lists its product as hypothetical. The transcript has a single exon. The record is from RefSeq and is a predicted model, not a curated record. Gene Ontology annotation, molecular function: cysteine-type deubiquitinase activity. NCBI's taxonomy places the organism in Eukaryota, Bigyra, Opalinata, Blastocystidae. The coding region runs from base 1 to 213 and encodes 70 amino acids. Gene Ontology annotation, biological process: protein deubiquitination.
AUGGGGUAUUCCUUCGAACAGUCGCCUCCCUGUCUGGUUCUCCAUCUGCUUCGUUUUACUUAUAACCGGAAACUCGCAAGUCUGGAGAAAAUUCGAAAGACGAUUCGCUUUGAAAAGAACCUGUCCAUUGCGGAGUACCCAAGUGUUUCGACGUUAAAAUAUGAAAAAUAUGAACUUUUUGCUGUUGAAAUAUGGAAUAGCCGUGAAUUGUAGGUAAUUAGCCAUAUUGGAAACGAUUUGAUGCAUGGACACUAUCUAGCGUAUUGUUAUCGUUUCGAUAGGGGAUGGAUUUGCUGCAACGACGAUGUCAUAAGAGAAGUUAGUUUCCAGGAAGUAUUACAGUGCGCACCUUACAUGUUAUUUUAUCGGGCUAUUGAGGAUU